AUCGAAUAUUUACUGUAUCGAGCACUGACGUCGAAAAUAUGUCGACAUGACGCAUAUAUGCAGGCGCUAUAAAUUCAGGAGAAAUCAUAUCAUCAAGCUAUUGGCACCCGUCACCUUUACACACUCACAACCACCACAGUAACCAUCAGCUAAAGCCAUGUCCGCUAGAAACAUUGACAUCGACCAGAAUGUCGACGACCUCACCUAUAACCCCAAGGGUGAUUACGUGGCCGAUAGCGCUGCUUACAACCCCAAUGAUGAUCCCGAAGACGUCCCCGUAGCCGCACGCGGUGCAGGUAACCAACCGUCAUAUGUCAAUGCCGGGAAGGAGGACCAGGAAGCUGCACGAUCCGAGGCGACGGGUAGAGUCUCGAAAGGGGAAGUGCAGGAGCUGAUGCAGGACACUACAAAGGAUGAGAAGAAGAAAUCUGGCACGCGUGGCAAAAAAAUAAAUGCUUACAAGCAAGAGCAGGACAUGGAUAGAGCCUUUGAGGAGACGGGCACGGACCCAGCUGAACAAGAUGUUGAGAUCAGAGCUGCAGUCGGUAGGCGCUGAAGCCCAAUUUGGUGUGCAAUGCAAGUGACUCUGGAUGUAUUUUUAAUUCUUGUUCUGUAUCGAUAUUGAUAGUUCGAGGAUAGUGUCCUAAUAUUUGAUUCCAAGCUGAGAACAAUGAUACCGAUGAUACCCUUGUAAAUGUGAUAUUGGAGAAAGUUCAGCGAUACCCUAGUUGACAUUGGCUAAUUUGAAUGAAUGUAUUUGUAUGUAUGUCAGACAGCUGCUGGUUUAAGGAGAAGCCUUCGGUCUGUAAAUUGUGUUGAACUCGCAUUACAGAAACAUCUGAGUAGCUUUAGACUCUGCAGACGGUAUUACUUUGCACAACAUCUGAAUAGCAGCAAUAUCCUACAAGAUGACUCUAAACCGGUUUUACGCAUUUCCUUUGGAAGCAAUCAUGAGAGUGGGAGAAAAAGGCCCUCGACAAAAAAAGAUGCCAGA
Molecule: messenger RNA, 994 nt
Organism: Serpula lacrymans var. lacrymans S7.9
Lineage: Eukaryota; Fungi; Basidiomycota; Agaricomycetes; Boletales; Serpulaceae
Exons: 2
Coding region: 158-556 (132 amino acids)
Source: RefSeq, a predicted model, not a curated record